AUGAGUGGGUUAGAUUCCGCUAAAGAUGAAUACACAACUUGGGAUUUAUUUGUUGUUCAUGUUUUAAGGGUAACCUUAAAUUUCACUAUUUUUACUUAUAUGCGUUUAUUGGAUAUUCAUACCCUUAUAAUCAAUACUUGGGAAUUGAUGUCCAUUGUCUUGUUUGAUUUGAAUUAUAAAAUAUCAAGCCAUAAACGAGAUCCAGUAAAACACUAUUAUCAGACAAUUAUUGAUGAAUCGAUUUUUUACUGGGAAACGUUGCUAUACAUUCCUUGGUUAUUUUGGAAGGUUUUCAAUCCAAGAACGGGAACACCAGUAGGAUUGUCCAGAUGCAGAGAGUAUAUUCCCAAAUUAAACACACCAAAAUCGGUAGCAUUGAUUUUACAAAUUAAUCAGCCUAUGUUCCACUCACCACCAGAAAUUCCACAACCCUAUUUGGAUGCCGAUAGAAAAAUUAGAAUACCUGAGAAGAAGGAAGUCCAAUACGUAAUUGCCAUAAGAAAUGAAUACUUUACCCAAUGCAAGUCCCAUAUGGCAGCUGAAAGAGUUCGGGUUUUGCGAGAGAUUGGGAGGUUUAUCACCUGGUGUUGCUUGGUUCCAACAAUAACUGAAAUAUCGAUCUAUGAAAAAAUGGGAGCUUGUUGGGACGGCGAUAGUAGUUUUAUUGACUCAAUAAAAAAUUCAAUUUUGGUAGAAUUGGUGGCUUUGGCUAACACUUGUGACCCAGCAGAGUUGAAACAGUUUAGAAAAGUUCUACCUCAAAUUGUACUAUUAGACAAGUAUACCAAGGCGACUUAUGUAGUCAAUGAUGAGGAUUCUAAUAUACCCAACAUCAAUACAGAUGUGACUGUUGAUGAUAUAUUAAGUGCUUACGAAGAUCACAAAAAAUUGGUGGUGACAUUGUGUGAUUACCGAGUUAAAACCGCCAACUACGAAGUGUUGGCCAGUAAAGUUGUUGAAAAUAAUCUUCAACCUGAUGAUCCUAUUUUUACAGAACAGAUCCCAACCUCACCAGAUCUUGUUUUUGCUCCAUCCAACGAGGGACAUCAGAUAACUAGAUUAUGUGGUUAUACGAGCAUAGAUCCCAACACCGAAGCCAAGGUGAAAUCAGUUUUGUACUUUUCCCACAUAAAGUUUGGAUAUCCUUUUUUCUCGCGUGCCAUGUAUCAUUAUGCUUUGGAAUUUCCAUUCAAGCUUUUAGAAGAAGUACCUGAGCCUGAAGAAGAAGAACAUCCUACUAUGAUCCCACCAUCUCAAGAUAUUGCUAAAAUCUUUAAGAAAAUCAGUACUUCCACAUUAAAGCAAAAUGCUAUUACAAAUAGAAUUUCUCGUGUGCCUAGUCCGCAAUCAUUAAUAGCAAAGAGUUUGGCAUAG
This is a messenger RNA of Candida albicans SC5314, 1374 nucleotides long. RefSeq lists its product as uncharacterized. The record is from RefSeq and is a predicted model, not a curated record. The transcript has a single exon. The coding region runs from base 1 to 1374 and encodes 457 amino acids. Lineage: Eukaryota; Fungi; Ascomycota; Pichiomycetes; Serinales; Debaryomycetaceae.